AUGUCGGAAAACUUGCCUGAAUCCCUGUCUGCUGCCUUCGACUCUUUGGCCUCUCAACCUUCCCCUCGAUCGGGCAUUGAGGCAUUUCUGUACCACUGCAGUGCUGCACGAGUAGCUGCCCAACGAGCUUCAUUCACCUCUGUCGCAAAGUAUUUGCGCAACCUAUAUCGCCAUGAAGUGCUGAGCUGGUCUCACAUCUUAUUCUUGACAACUUUUGUAAUAACUAUGGCCGGGUGUGCUAUCUUCUCUCGUCCUUUCUGGCGCAAGCGGUCGCCUCAGAAGAAAAAGUUUCGCCCGUCUGGCCUUCGCAAACGCACCUCCAAGUCAUCCUCGAAGACUCUCACCUCCUCUGAUGACGAUUAUGAAGAUGAAGACUUUACUAGCAGUAACGGUACCCUGCGAAACGAUACUGACUCUCUUGACACUUCUCAAGAAUGGUCUUCCCAACCAGAGCAGCAAACUUCAGAUGCCUUUAAAAGCGAUCCCGGAAUUCUGAAGAAAUUUACUUCGUACAAAAUCUAUACUACCCCCAUUGCGACCUAUCCUACCAUUCGAACCUUUUACUGCCCCCACCCACACAUCAGCCGCCUUCCUACCAAACCCUCGCCUGUUCCUUUGCUAGUAUUUAUCCAUGGAUUGGGUGGAUCGCUCGCUCAGUUCCACCACCUUCUGACCAGUCUUGCAAACAUAGGAUCAUGCUUUGGCAUUGACUUGCCAGGAUGCGGAUUAUCUAAAUUUUCACCGACUAAAUGGGAUGCAUACACAGUCGAAGCUCUAGCGGAAUUGCUAGCUGUGGCAAUUGAGCAACACAGAGAUCGAGAGGCUGGACAGGAUGUUAUUCUCGUGGGUCACAGCUUGGGAUGUUCAUUGUCUGCUCUGCUUGCUUCCUCGACCAUGUCAAUUGGAGAGGGCCUGAAAGAGCAUAUCAUCGGAGUUAUCGCAAUAUGCCCCAAGGCAACGCCUCCCUCGCCGAAAGCAGUUACAAAUUUUCGCCGAUUGCUUCACGUGCCCGGGCCUAUCUUCGAUCUCUGGCGUUUGUGGGAUCGACGUGGCGGUAUUGAAAGUACCAGUGUCAUGAGAAUGGUAGGCAAAGAUGCCGAUGCUGAGACUCGGGAUCUCCAGGUUCGCUUCAAUAAGCAAAGCCAGACACCUGUCUGGCGUCGCAUGGCCUGGGGUACGCUUCCCACUUACAAUGGAGAUGAAGCUGUGGGAGGUAUGCCUGGCGAGAAGGUUUGGGCCGGUAUUCAAAUGCCGAUUCUGUUGGUUGCAGGCGAGGCAGAUGCUGUCACCAAGCCAGCUGAGAUUCAAAAACUGCUGAAGUUCUUUGGUGACGCAUCUAUUCAUACUGCCAUUGACACUAGCGAAGGCAGCGUCGUCCCCAAUGCCUCGCAAGUUCACGACCAGGCGGCAGCACCAGCCGAUUACCUGGCUCAUGAAGAGGGAUAUGGUGUUCAGCCUGUCAUAACGGAACAUCAAAUGGAAUCAGCCAGCGUCACUGGCGGUAAACGUAAGCGACUAGUGAAGACAGCCAUCUUACCUGCGCCAGCAUCUCAUGCUCUUCUCUAUGAUCGAGCUACAUACCGUACACUGGCUGGAAUUAUUCAGGAUUUCCUGACGCAGCACAUUGACAAGCGUCUGGGACUGGGGUGGCAACUACAACACAUGAACACUUCAGGCAAAUGGGACGUGAAGAACCUUGCAAAGUGGAAGAAGGUUGCCCCAGUCUCAAAGCCAAUAGCAAACACUUUUGCUGCGAUGAAGAUGCUCCGCGAGGUUGACGAAGAGCACAACCCAGUCCUAUUCUCUGAAAAAUACAAAGGCAAGAUCUACGCCAUAAUCGACAUCAGCCACGAGAGCCCAGUCUACAGUCCUGCCAACAUGGAGAAGGGCGGUAUAAAUUACUGCAAGCACCCAACGGUGUCGAAGAUCCCUCCCACUCCCGAUGAGACCCGCGACUUCAUUGCCCUUGUCGAUCGUCUCCAGAAGGAUAUUGACGAUCAGAUGGAGAAACGUGAAGAUCCAUCUCUGCCACGUCCUCUAGUCGGUGUUCACUGUCACUACGGGUACAACCGCACUGGAUUCUUAAUCGCAUGCUAUCUCAUUGAACAACUGGGAUAUAGCGUCCAAGACGCAAUUGACGAGUUCAAUUCUUGUCGACCACCUGGCAUCCGCCAUGGUCACUUCAUUGAUACAUUAUUUGUACGAUAUUGUGUGGGGCUGAAGAGGGCACCCACUUUGUAA
Penicillium taxi is the source of this 2241-nucleotide messenger RNA. RefSeq lists its product as uncharacterized. The record is from RefSeq and is a predicted model, not a curated record. The transcript has 2 exons. NCBI's taxonomy places the organism in Eukaryota, Fungi, Ascomycota, Eurotiomycetes, Eurotiales, Aspergillaceae. Gene Ontology annotation, molecular function: protein tyrosine/serine/threonine phosphatase activity; mRNA guanylyltransferase activity. Gene Ontology annotation, biological process: protein dephosphorylation; 7-methylguanosine mRNA capping. Bases 1 to 2241 code for a protein of 746 amino acids.